Molecule: messenger RNA, 1017 nt
Organism: Alligator mississippiensis (American alligator)
Lineage: Eukaryota; Metazoa; Chordata; Crocodylia; Alligatoridae
Product: platelet-activating factor receptor
Exons: 1
Coding region: 1-1017 (338 amino acids)
Biological process (GO): positive regulation of Rho protein signal transduction; phospholipase C-activating G protein-coupled receptor signaling pathway
Cellular component (GO): membrane
Molecular function (GO): G protein-coupled receptor activity
Source: RefSeq, a predicted model, not a curated record
AUGAUGAAUGGCUCAGUGGAUGGGCUGGCAGGGCUGGAGGUGCCCGAGGACCCUGGGGCAUGCGAGCCCAGGGACCCAAUGCAGUUCUUGCUGGUGCCCCUGGUGUACUGCCUGGUGCUGUGCGUGGGGCUGCCGGGCAACCUGAUGGCCCUGCUGGUCUUCCUUCAGAGCAGCAAGGUGAGGAAGGCCAUCCGCAUCUACCUCAUCAACCUCACGCUGGCCGACAUCCUCUUCAAUCUCACGCUGCCCCUCUGGAUCCCCUACUACUUUGCCCGAGGGCACUGGGUGCUCUCAGAGGCAGCCUGCCGCGUGGCCGGGGCUGCCUACUUCCUGGCCACUUACAGUGCCAUCAUCUUCAUGACCCUCAUCAGCGUGGACCGCUACUGCACCGUCCGCGUGGCCAGGCUGGACCUGGUGCUGAACCGGCGCCGCGGGGCCGGGGCGGCCUGUGUGGUGGCCUGGCUGCUGUGCUUGUGCUCGGCCCUGCCCUCUGUGGUGGUCCAGCAGACCUUCCCCAUGGGCACGCGGCGCGUUCAGUGCUUUGAACAGUACGCGGGGCAGCGGAGCUACGCCUGUGCAAUGGUGGGGCUCUUCGUCCUCUCCUUCCUGGUGGUGAUGGGCAGCUAUGUUUCUAUCAUGAGGUCCCUCUCAGACAGUGCCACUGCUUCCCAAGGUGCCCACCGCCGGCUGGCCCGUGCCAUGGUGCUGGGCAUGUUGCUGGUGUUUGCGGUCUGUGUGGCCCCCUAUCACUUCAUCUUGGUGCCCUGGAUGGACAGCCACACUGGGGUCCCCCACUGCCGCCCGCCCUCCACCUUGGACAACCUGCACACUCUGAGUGUGGCCUUGCUCAGCCUCAACAGCUGCAUUGACCCACUGAUCUACUGCUUCUCCAUCAAGCGCUUCCGGGCUGACCUCUGGCGGACGGCGCGUAAGAUCCUCCGCUGCCUGCCACCGCCUCCGUCCCCGCUGGAGAGGGCUGUGCCCCAUGUCAGGUCCUCCUCCUUCAUCUCCUCAUAG